UCUCGUCGGUGGCUUGGACCUUCUAUAAAAUAAUAUAAAUAAUAAUGUAUACUUAACCUUAAUGGAAAAAGUACGUUCCACAAGGCAGAACGACGAUUUUUUCAAAUAGGACUUUUUCAAAAAUUAUUUGUCUUGCAAAAACGCGUCGAUUAAAUAUUUUUUUGUCGAUAUUGGAAGUGAGGGGGAUAUUCUGUAUAAUAUUACCGGAUUUUCAUCUAGUAAAUAAUCUCUGUGGUAGCUUUUGCAAUAAUUUUCUCCUAUUUAGGGAGAUUUCUAGAAUCGACACAACCAUAUUGAGUACGAUAAUAUCCUCCAAAAAUUGAUAUCUUUGUAGAUUAGAAAUAGUUAAAAAAAGAAAAUAAGAAAUAGCGCACUAUGGCAAGCGCUUUUCCUACUAUUACAGUAGAAACUGCGAAAGCUAUACUGGUAGAUAUUCUGACAGCGUUGAAUACACCAAAAAAUUUGGAAAAGCUUGCAGAAGCAAAUGAAAAAUCUGGUAAUGAGAUGUUAAAGAAAAUGCAGUUUGUAUUUCCAUUAGUGAUGGAGAUACAAAUUGAAGUUAUCAAAAAUUACGGAUUUCCAGAAGGUAGAGAAGGAGUUGUACGAUUUGCAGAGAUUAUUAGAACUUUUGAGAGGGAAGAUCCUGAAGUAGUGCAAUUACGUAACCAGGUUCGUUCAUAUUUUCUACCACCAAUUUUGAUAAAUUCUACAAAUGAGGCGCUUCCUUAAAGUAUAAAAUUAUAUGUAU
Molecule: messenger RNA, 748 nt
Organism: Harpegnathos saltator (Jerdon's jumping ant)
Lineage: Eukaryota; Metazoa; Arthropoda; Insecta; Hymenoptera; Formicidae
Product: protein C10
Exons: 3
Coding region: 376-729 (117 amino acids)
Biological process (GO): post-embryonic development
Source: RefSeq, a predicted model, not a curated record